Molecule: messenger RNA, 2394 nt
Organism: Tachyglossus aculeatus (Australian echidna)
Lineage: Eukaryota; Metazoa; Chordata; Mammalia; Monotremata; Tachyglossidae
Gene: GTPBP2
Product: GTP binding protein 2
Exons: 12
Coding region: 150-1694 (514 amino acids)
Biological process (GO): translational elongation
Molecular function (GO): GTP binding; translation elongation factor activity; GTPase activity
Source: RefSeq, a predicted model, not a curated record
CGAAGGGGAAGAAGAAGGGCGGGAGGAGCCGCGGGGCCAGGCCCAACAACCCGCCCUACCUGCCGCCUGAGGCAGAAGAUGGAAACAUUGAGUACAAGCUGAAGCUGGUGAACCCGUCCCAGUACCGUUUCGAGCACCUCGUGACGCAGAUGAAAUGGCGACUGCAGGAAGGUCGGGGCGAGGCUGUGUAUCAGAUCGGCGUGGAAGACAACGGGCUCCUGGUGGGGCUGGCCGAGGAGGAGAUGCGGGCCUCUCUCAAGACCCUGCACCGGAUGGCAGAGAAGGUCGGGGCGGACAUCACGGUCCUGCGGGAGCGAGAAGUGGAUUACGACAGUGACGUUCCCCGGAAGAUCACGGAAGUUCUGGUGCGCAAGGUUCCCGACAACCAGCAGUUCCUGGACCUGCGGGUAGCGGUGCUGGGCAACGUGGACUCGGGGAAGUCGACCUUGCUGGGGGUCCUGACCCAGGGGGAACUGGACAACGGGAGGGGCCGGGCCCGGCUCAACCUCUUCCGCCACCUGCACGAGAUCCAGUCCGGACGCACCUCGAGCAUCAGCUUUGAGAUCCUGGGCUUUAACAGCAGAGGAGAGGUGGUGAACUACAGCGACUCGAGGACGGCGGAGGAGAUCUGCGAGAGCAGCUCCAAGAUGAUCACCUUCAUCGACCUGGCGGGCCACCACAAGUACUUGCGCACCACCAUCUUCGGCCUGACCUCCUACUGCCCCGACUGCGCCCUGCUCCUGGUGAGCGCCAACACCGGCAUCGCGGGCACCACGCGGGAGCACCUGGGGUUGGCCCUGGCCCUGAAGCUUCCGUUCUUCAUCGUCGUCAGCAAGGUGGACCUGUGCUCCAAGGCCACGGUGGAGCGAACGGUGCGCCAACUCGAGCGGGUCCUCAAGCAGCCCGGCUGCAACAAGCUCCCCUUGCUGGUCACCUCGGACGACGACGCCGUCACCGCCGCCCAGCAGUUCGCCCAGUCCCCCAACGUGACCCCCAUCUUCACGCUGUCCAGCGUGUCCGGCGAGAGCCUGGACCUCCUCAAAGUCUUUCUUAACAUCCUGCCACCGCUCACCAACAGCAAGGAGCAGGAGGAACUCAUGCAGCAGCUGACGGAGUUCCAGGUGGACGAGAUCUACACCGUGCCAGAGGUGGGGACGGUCGUGGGCGGGACGUUAUCCAGCGGGAUCUGUCGAGAGGGCGAUCCGCUGGUGGUGGGCCCCACGGACGACGGGCGCUUCCUGGAGCUGAGAGUGUGUAGCAUACAGCGCAACCGCUCGGCCUGCCGGGUCCUACGGGCGGGCCAGGCCGCCACCCUGGCUCUCGGCGACUUCGACCGCUCCCUGCUCCGCAAGGGCAUGGUGAUGGUCAGCCCGGAGAUGAACCCCACCAUCUGCUCGGUGUUCGAGGCGGAGAUCGUGCUGCUGUUUCACGCCACCACCUUCCGGCAGGGGUUCCAGGUGACCGUGCACGUGGGCAACGUGCGCCAGACGGCCGUGGUGGAGAACAUCCACGCCAAGGACAAACUGCGGACGGGCGAGAAGGGGGUGGUGCGUUUCCGCUUCCUGAAGCACCCCGAGUACCUGAAGGUGGGAGCCAAGCUGCUGUUCCGCGAGGGCGUCACCAAGGGCAUCGGCCACGUCACCUACCUCCAGGCCAUCGCGGCGGGUGAGGCCUCGGCCCGCCGGGGCUUCUGACCGGGCCCCCGCAAUACAGUAGCGGCCGCGGCUGGCGGCCGCCCCCGCUGCGGCUCUGUGCGAUUGCCCUCUCUCCGCCCGGCACGGGUGCCUAGCUGGGGGUGGCGAGGGGGUUGUGCCAGCUAGGCCUGGUACGGGGGGAAGCAGGGAGCCCUGGGUCGUUUCCAUCACCGAGGUCUCACCCUGCUGUGCCCUUCGUGGGGAAGCAGGGAAUCCGGGCCGCGGCGGGGGGGAUCUCGGCUCUGUCACGAUCACCCCAGGAGAGCUACCCUGCCCCGACUCGGGUCAAAAGACCAUCUCCGUUCCCCUCCACCCUCCCCGACGCCUCCUUUCAGGUGACCCUUCCACCCUCGCUCCCCCAGGCCCCACUGGUGCUAUUUCCUUCUCCGACCCGGGCACGGGGCUGCCGGGCCGCAGGCCCGGAGUGCCGGGGUGGAAGCUGCGUGGCAGUUUCUCUCCUCCCUCUUUGUUCCUCUUCCCCUCCCUCCAUCCCACAAGAGGGACGGAUGGAUCGCAGCCAAGGAUGCACCGCCGUCCUCCGCCCGCCCGUUUGUAGUGAUCCUCGCCGGCCGGGACGAGGGGCAGCAAGGAGAUCCCCGCCCUGGGCCUCUCUCCUUACCGUUUGUUAAUAGAUCCUGAGUUCCUGUGGACUAAGCGGCUGUUGGUUGAAGUUUCUCUGCACAUAUAUAUAUAUAUAAAU